Messenger RNA from Zygosaccharomyces rouxii, 1383 nucleotides. It is a transcript of the gene BFR1, whose product is annotated as Bfr1p. The record is from RefSeq and is a predicted model, not a curated record. Gene Ontology annotation, biological process: intracellular mRNA localization. The coding region runs from base 1 to 1383 and encodes 460 amino acids. The transcript has a single exon. Gene Ontology annotation, molecular function: mRNA binding. Lineage: Eukaryota; Fungi; Ascomycota; Saccharomycetes; Saccharomycetales; Saccharomycetaceae. Gene Ontology annotation, cellular component: nuclear outer membrane-endoplasmic reticulum membrane network; ribonucleoprotein complex; endoplasmic reticulum.
AUGUCCCAAGCAAGGAUCAAGAGACCUGACGUUUCCGUCAGAGACAAGAAAUUAGAUGUUUACAACACCCAAUUAAAAAAGAUCGAUGGUGAAAUUGCAGUCCUACGUAAGCAGAUUGAUCAAAACCAAAUUUCUGAUGUGACUCAAAAUGAGAGAAAGAAGUUACAAGAACAAACCAGAGAAAUUAUCAAGACCCAGGCAGAUCUCAAAAGUCGUAGAAACGCUAUACACGAAAGAGUUAAGCAAUUAGAUGCCAAUAUCAAACGUAAGACUGGUGAAAUCAAUGAAAAAUUGGGUCGUAAGGCCAAAUAUUCUACUACUGCCGAAGUCAAACAGAGGAUAAAUGAAAUUGAAGAAGCAAUUUCAUCUGGUGAUUUGACUUUAGUGGAUGAAAAGCGUCUUGUUAAGGAAAUGCAAGCUUUGAACAAAUUGAACAAAGAUUUAGUUGCUGUGGAGCCAGUUAAGAAGUCUAUUGAAAAUGAUAAGCAACAAAUUGCAUCUUUGAAGGAAGAAUUGAGUCAAUUGAACCCUCGUGAAGUUUCUGAUAAAUUUGAACAAACUCAAGAGAAAUUGAAUUCUCUACAAUCCAAGACUCAAGGUGUCUACGAUAAACGUCAAACCUUGUUUAACAAGCGUACUGCAUUGUACAAGAAGCGUGAUGAAAUCUAUGCCCAAAUUAAGAAGAUUAGAGCUGAUUUUGAUGGUGAAUUUAAAGCCUAUAAGCAAAAAUUAGAGAAGGACCGUUUGAAACGUGAAGAAGAUCAAAAAUUGUCUAAAUUGCUAGAAGAAAAAGACGCAAAAUUGGGUAAAUUACAAGAGAAAUUGGCUCAUGCUAAAUUGCCAGCCUUUUCCUCUGAAAUUGGUACCAUUGAGAAUGCUCUAUUUGUCUUAGAUCCAACUUACGAAAAGCCUCAAAGAAAAUUGUUUGAUGACGACAAGGACUCCAAACCUGCCCAACCUGUUAAAAAGGUAGACGACGCUGAUUUAGUUCCUAUCAACAAAAAGGAUGACAUUUCCAAUACGGAACCUUCUAAGUCAAAGAAACUUAAGAAGAAACAACAAGGCCAACAAGCUAACGGUGGCUCAGUCAACACCAACCAUGAUUUUACUUUGGAACCAACCUUGAUUGCAGCAUUGGCGGAAUUGGAAGUUACUGUCCCUAUCUCCCAAGAUCAAGUCUCUACUACAGUCGAUCAAUUGAAGGAAAAAUUGGAAAGCUACACUUCCAAGCAAGAUGAGCAAACCGAAAAGAACAUCGAACAAGUCGAAAAGCAGAUCUCUCAAUUGGAAACUGAUUACUCUGAAAAGGAGAAACAGGUUAAGGAAGCUCUAGAGGCUAAAAGAGCUAAGGAGCAAGAGGAACAAAAGGAAAAUGCACAAUAA